This is a messenger RNA of Cercopithifilaria johnstoni, 4011 nucleotides long. The record is from the annotation of a GenBank genome assembly. NCBI's taxonomy places the organism in Eukaryota, Metazoa, Nematoda, Chromadorea, Rhabditida, Onchocercidae.
AUGAAUCAACAGCGAUUCUUAAUUACACCGAAAGAUUCUUGUGUUAGUGAUCGCUCAGAAAAUUUGUUAUAUGCAACAACGAACAAUCAUUAUUCAACUCUUCAACAAACACAUUCAUCAUCUAUAUUCAACGCUAAUUAUUCAGAAAACUUUCAACAAAACGUACACAAUAAUUCUUCAAUAAAUUCACAACGUGUAACUUCUUGUAAUAGUGUUUCACGUUCCAAACCCGUUGUACGACCACGUAUUGAAACUGCUCAUCUAUAUUACGACACGGAUUUUUCUUGUUACGAAGAAAGCAAUUUUCGUGAUUAUCAAACAGAGAAACCAUUAAAUCAUAAUCAACAAUUGUAUUCAGUGGAGGAGCAUCACGACGAUUUCAGUCUUCGUGCACCAAAAGAUUCAACAGAUUAUCAUCAUCUAAACAUUGCUAUUCCUGAUAAUCAUUUUAACGAGCAAAUAAGAAAUUCAAAGCUUGCUGAAGAAGUUAAUUUAUUAAUUACUUCCCAUUUAAAUCCAUCCAUCAAUUCACAUUUACAAAGCACUGAAAAAAAGAUUUUUUCCGUAGAUCGAACAACAAAUCAGUUAACACAAAACGCGCCCAGAUAUUCCAAUCGGAUAGAAUUAACCGAUCAAUUUUCUUGUGAUAUUUCAAAAACAGAUCGCCUGCCAAUUAAAAAACCCCAAAUCUAUCACGCUCACGAUAGACGAGUUGAGCGUUUAACAUAUCGUCCAACUGAUAAUCAGCACACGAACGUGAUAUAUCCAAUUGUUGAAUUAUCAAUACCAAAGGAAGCAUCCAAUGAAGAUGCAUUAAUUGAUGUUCCAUACAUCGAUCAAGACACUAAUUGGAAUUAUCUGUCACGAAACGAUUCAGAGUCAAAUAAUUAUCGAAUCAAACAUCAAACAAAUAUUUCGUCAUCUCAUGGUGCAACUUCACUGAUCGCUCCUAAAUACAAUCAUUCGUUCAGCUGUAGAGAGCAUACAGGAAGCGGUGAUAUCCAAAGUACGUCAAAAUCUCCAACACUUACCGUUGAUUAUUCCAGUUUAGACGCAUUUCUGGACGAAUCAUUAUUACAGGAAAAAGGAAACAUGUCAAAAUCAACGAAAGAAUGGCGAUCAUCAUUUUCAACGAUGCGAAAUCGUUUUGGUAACACUGGGCAAUCAUCGGAUAAGACAAUGUCCAAUAGUUAUGAUUUUGCCACAAAUGGAUCGACGACUUCACCAAAAAGAAUGCUUGCAAAAUCAGCAAGUCAAGGGAAUAUUACAGUUAAUGAACAUUUGGUUUCCAAUGGAAGACGAAAAUCACUUCUUGCUAGUGCAGUUGAGCGACGUCGUGCUGCCGAAGCGCCGGAAUUACAACGUCCGGCAUCACGUCGAGAAUUGGGUGAUUUUUGGGCCGCAACUAUCAAAAAUCGUCCGGUAGCUCCACGUAUCUCAUCACCACUAACAGCUGCUCAACGUGUGGAAUUAUUAAGUGAACCGGCUAGUGAAAGUGGUACAGGUCGAUCAGGUCGACGAUUUUUCGGCGAUAAUUUGGAAAAGCGAAAAGCAAAUUUUUUGCAAGCAGCCAAAAAUUCAUCACCAGUAACGGAUCGUGUUAUUAACAGACGAUCAAUUAACGUUCCUUCAGUUAAUAUGGAAAUCAAAGAAAACAACAUCGAUGGAGGUAUUACUGAGCCAAAUUUUGCAUCAUUAGAUAGUGCCGUAGCGGAACUUAAUAAUAGCGAUUAUGCGCUUAAUCGAAGCAGUGGAUGUGCUAAAUUUCCGCUUGAUGAUCUAUCUACGUCCACUUCAAUUGGUAAAAGAGAAUCAUCAACAACAUUAAUGAAUGGUACAUUAUUAAUGCAUAGUCCAAGCCCUGAAGCUACAAGUGAUGCAAGUUCCAGUUAUAAUGCUCCAAGUGGUUUACCACAUCCAAAACCCAAACAUAAUAUACGUGAACAAUUAAUCCAAGCUGGAUUUGAACCACGUGGAACAGCAAUCUAUGUGAAUCGUAGUGGCGUACGUUUUGGAAGUGCACCAAAUUUUCCGAUACCUUCCAAUGGUAGCGUUGCAUUGCGUAUAUCUGAAUUUGAGAAAAAACCGGGUGCACCGAAUUUACGAAUUGCUUGUGCAUUAAAUAGUGGCGAACGACAAAGAAAUGAGGCUUCACCAGUUAGGUCACCAUUGGGACCAAUGUCACCUCGAUCAUCAGUAUAUCGUACCAAACCGGUAAUUCAUGCUGAUAUAAGUGGUACAUCAUCACGCUUAAUUCAACCAUUAACCGAUAAGAAAUCAGUCUUUGAAUUUCCACAAUCCAAACAACUUAUCGAACCUAAGGAAGAAAUUUCAUAUCAAAAUAUUGAAAAUACUCCAACCACAACGACAAAUGCAGAAAUAGCAACAGACGAUCAAUUUAUGAUCUUAGAGUUGCAAGAAGCCAAAAACUUUGUACUUCAAUCACCGAUAAAGUCUUCUAAAAUCAAAAACAAAGCAAGUGGUCAAAAUGAAAAUUUAAAAUCGUGUCAAAGCAUUGCGGAACGACGUAUGGAGAAGAAGAAUGCAAUGACAAAAACGAGCAUCAAUAAACCAUGCAGUAAUAUCAAUGUUGGAAAAACUUUGCAGAAUGGAGUUAAAGGAAUCGGAAUGGAACCGGAAUGGCCUAAAACUCCUCCUUUACCAAAAGUGCAAAUUGUUGAUGUUCCAAGAUUCUUUUUCCCGAAAGGAGUUCCCAUUUCGAUAUCCGAGAAUGAAGCAGCAGUGAGGCGAGUUAGCGAUGUAUUUAGUGGUAUUGGAAAUAAGGUGGAAAUGAUCGAUAUGGCCGAAGUAUGUAGAGCAGCCGGUAUUCCAAUCUACUGGAAGCGAGCUGUUUUUGAUUCCUGCUGUAGCAAUCCGUCGAGAUCAAUUACAUUUGCUGAUUUUGCUUCCUGGUGGAAUAGAAUGACUUUAGCGGCACAUGAUGAAGCAGCCCGUUUUGUGUAUACUUUAGCUGGGCCUCAUCGAAAUUAUUUAACCAAAGAAGAUCUGGCACCAAUCCUUAAAGAUCUCAUCGAAACCUUCCCAGGGUUGCAUUUCCUUCGUGAAGCUGAGGAAUUUCAUUCGAGAUAUAUUGAAACGGUAAUAGUAAGGAUAUUUUGGGCAGUCAAUAGAUCAUGGACUGGACGAAUUACAAUUAAUGAACUGCGACGAUCGAAUUUCCUAGAGACAGUUAGGAAGUUGGAAACAACGGAUGAUAUCAAUGCGAUAACAAAUUACUUUAGCUACGAACACUUCUAUGUAAUUUAUUGCAAAUUUUAUGAAUUGGAUAAAGAUCACGACUUAAUUAUCAGCAAAAUCGACAUGUCACAACAUUGUAACGGAGCACUUCCACCACAAAUUAUCGAUAGGAUAUUUAGCGGAGCAGUGACAAGAUCGCCAGCGGGAAAACGUAUCCGCGAAGCGCUUGAAACUAUCGGUUACACGGAUUUUGUAGCAUUUCUGUUGGCUGAAGAAGAUAAAAGGCAUCCUACCAGCGUGGAAUAUUGGUUUCGAUGCUUAGAUUUAGAUGGUGAUGGUUUAUUAUCAAUGUACGAGAUGGAAUAUUUCUACAACGGUAUUAAAAAUAAAAUGGAUCAACAUAAUAUCGAUUCCAUGCGUUUCGAUGAUGUAGUUUGUAAUCUGUUAGAUCUAAUACGACCGAGGCAACCGAAUGUCGUUUCAUUAUCGGAUCUAAAGAAGUGUCCUUUAUGUGCCAGGUUUUUCAAUACAUUUGUUAACUGGGUCAAGUACUAUGAACAGGAAGCCAGUGAAGGAGAACGAGCUACAGUGACUGAUGGUGAAGAAGAAUUGAACGAGUGGGAUAGGUACUGCUUAGAGGAGUAUGAAGCAUUAAUGGCAGAUGAUCAAGAUAAUGAUGAGCUUGAGGAUAUUAACUUAAACUUGGACGACGAUGAUGACCUGCUAAUUGGUAGCAACGUUAACACGACGGUCAAUUUAUCAUUGCUCGAAUUUGGCAAUUCUCAGCGAACAAAAAUUUUAGAAGCAAUAUGA